Suricata suricatta (meerkat) is the source of this 1070-nucleotide messenger RNA. RefSeq names its product LSM8 homolog, U6 small nuclear RNA associated (gene LSM8). Gene Ontology annotation, biological process: mRNA splicing, via spliceosome. Gene Ontology annotation, cellular component: U6 snRNP; U4/U6 x U5 tri-snRNP complex; precatalytic spliceosome. Gene Ontology annotation, molecular function: RNA binding. NCBI's taxonomy places the organism in Eukaryota, Metazoa, Chordata, Mammalia, Carnivora, Herpestidae. The coding region runs from base 111 to 401 and encodes 96 amino acids. The record is from RefSeq and is a predicted model, not a curated record. The transcript is spliced from 4 exons.
GAUAUUUGCUUCCGCCACUCGGCGGGAGCGGUUGCCGGUCGCUGGCGGGCCUUUUUAGCUCCACUUGUAGCCUGCGCUGCUGUGUUGUUCAGAGCGGCGGGCCGACCAUCAUGACGUCCGCCUUGGAGAACUACAUCAACCGAACUGUGGCAGUUAUUACUUCUGAUGGGAGAAUGAUUGUGGGAACACUGAAAGGUUUUGACCAGACCAUUAAUUUGAUUUUGGAUGAAAGUCAUGAACGAGUUUUCAGCUCUUCACAGGGAGUAGAACAGGUGGUGCUAGGGCUGUACAUCGUCAGAGGUGACAAUGUUGCAGUCAUUGGAGAAAUUGAUGAAGAGACAGAUUCUGCGCUUGAUUUGGGGAACAUUCGAGCAGAACCUCUAAACUCUGUAGCACACUGAGGAAAAACUACAUACAUUGGACAUCUGUAAAUCUUUGUAUAGAAACUGAUUAUUCUGAUGUAUGGAAUUUUUAUGAAUGUGUAAUUGUGGCCUUUUGACUCUAUAUUGAUUCGUUGUAGGAUGAUAUGUAAAUUAAAAUAUUUCUACAUUUCCUUGAAAAAUUUUUAUUAUUUUUAUUUAUUUAUUUUGCCUAAAUCAUGUUUGGUAGCUUACUUUUAUUUUUCUUUUAAAUAGUAUGAAAAUCUGAUGUGUGCUGUGAGAACUUUUGGAAAAAAUAUUUGGUAUUUUAAUAUUUAUAGAACACUAGUUAAAAAGAGAAAUUUGUGUGCUAUGUUAAAUCAAGCAUACAAAUACCAUCAGUAGUGCAAGAUAACAUGUGUUUUUGAUUUUUUAAAAAGUCACAGAAAGGUAAGUCUUGUUGUCUGAACCAUCCUCAUUUAUCACACUGCCCUGGUCCUUGGUUGUUCUCUAGUAUUUUAGAAGUCUGGGUAAAAAAUAUUUGUGGUUAAGAAAAGAAAAAAUGCUAACAAAGUUGCAUAUUAUCUGGAAAAAAAAAAGAUUCCAUAUAGUCUUAAAAAUUUUUAAUCUUAAAAAUUGGGGAAUUCUUAGCAUUAAUGGAGUUUUUUGUUGUUUAUAAAUGUGAGUAAAUAAACCUUAUGAUUAUAUUGA